This is a messenger RNA of Bipolaris maydis ATCC 48331, 1914 nucleotides long. Its product is annotated as elongation factor Tu GTP binding domain-containing protein. Lineage: Eukaryota; Fungi; Ascomycota; Dothideomycetes; Pleosporales; Pleosporaceae. The record is from RefSeq and is a predicted model, not a curated record. Gene Ontology annotation, molecular function: GTPase activity; GTP binding; tRNA binding. Gene Ontology annotation, biological process: formation of translation preinitiation complex. Gene Ontology annotation, cellular component: cytosol; eukaryotic translation initiation factor 2 complex.
CUGCAACCAUCUGUCCAACAUCUUGACGCCCUCGCAUCCGGCCCCUUAGAUAGUCCUGCCUCUUCCCUGCCGAGAAGCAACAAAGAAAACACACAGAUUGCCCAGUAUGGAGUCCGAAUCUGACAACGAUUUCCGCGAUGACAAGAGCGUAUCUGAGCACGAGGAGGUUGAGGAGACAAAGCCAAAGUCUGCGCUCAAAAAGGGCCGGGAGCCAGCGCCCGUUGUAGAGCGUCCAGAAUUGCCCGAACAACCAGACCCAAGCACCCUCGACGUCUCAACGCUGACCCCUUUGUCACCCGAAAUCAUUUCCCGCCAGGCUACUAUCAACAUUGGAACAAUUGGUCACGUCGCUCACGGAAAGAGUACAGUGGUAAAAGCCAUUUCCGGUGUGCAGACUGUCCGCUUCAAGAACGAACUCGAGAGGAAUAUCACCAUCAAGCUCGGUUACGCAAACGCGAAGAUCUACCAGUGUGACAACUCCGAGUGCCCGCGCCCCACAUGCUACCGAUCAUACAAGAGCGAGAAGGAGGUCGACCCGCCUUGCGAGCGUGAAGGAUGCGGAGGACGAUACCGAUUGAAGCGCCACGUCUCGUUCGUCGAUUGCCCCGGUCACGACAUUCUCAUGAGCACGAUGUUGUCUGGCGCCGCCGUCAUGGACGCCGCACUGCUGCUGAUUGCCGGAAACGAAUCUUGCCCGCAACCGCAGACAAGUGAGCAUCUUGCUGCUAUUGAGAUCAUGAAGCUCAACCACAUCAUCAUCCUUCAGAACAAGGUCGAUCUGAUGCGGGAGGACAGCGCUGCCGCCCACUACGAGUCCAUUCUGAAGUUUAUCCGAGGAACAGUUGCCGACGGCUCACCCAUUGUUCCCAUUUCGGCGCAAUUGAAGUUCAACAUUGAUGCCAUCAACGAGCAACUCAUCAGCAAGAUCCCAGUCCCAGUCCGAGACUUCUCCGCAAAGCCACACAUGAUUGUCAUUCGAUCAUUCGACGUCAACAAGCCUGGUGCUGAGAUUGAUGAGCUGAAGGGCGGUGUUGCUGGUGGCAGUAUCUUGACUGGUGUGCUGAAGCUUGGUGACGAGAUUGAGAUUAGGCCUGGUAUUGUGUCCAAGGACAGCGCCGGAAAGAUUCAGUGCAAGCCCAUCUUCUCAAGAGUCGUGUCCUUGUUUGCUGAGCACAAUGACCUGAAGUUUGCUGUUCCUGGUGGUUUGAUUGGUGUCGGUACACGUGUAGACCCUACCCUGUGUCGUGCGGAUCGUCUUGUCGGUUUCGUCCUUGGUCUCCGUGGCCACCUUCCCAAUAUUUACACUGAGCUUGAAGUCAACUACUUCCUCCUCCGAAGAUUGCUCGGAGUAAAGACCGCAGACGGCAAGCAGGCCAAGGUUGCCAAGCUUGCGAAGAAUGAAGUCCUCAUGGUUAACAUUGGUUCCACCGCUACGGGUGCCAAGGUUGUCGCUGUAAAGGCUGACGCUGCACGUCUUUCCCUGACCUCACCCGCAUGCACAGAGAUUGGCGAAAAGGUGGCCUUGUCCAGACGUAUCGAGAAGCACUGGCGUCUCAUUGGAUGGGCCAACAUCGUGGCUGGUAACAUCCUUCAACCCAUCGUCGAUUGAGAGGGGAGGCGUAGCGGGGUAGCUCCUGGGGAGCUUAUAUUACACAUUUGACGAUGGGACGACGUGGACACGAACGAUACGACGGCCACAAUAACAUGUGCAUCAUAGUUCUGAGCAUUUAUGUCUGGAGUCGGUUGCACUUGGGGAUAGACACCAAAAGCGUUUUUGUUUGUAGCUAUGCCUUGGGCAGCGUCGGACAGGCAGGGGGGGAGAGGUGUAGCAUCCCUAACACGGAAGGUCUGGUGUAUCAGUACAAAAUGUCCAACAGAAUUGGCCAAACAUAAUGAAACAUGCCCGAUCCACUA